UUAAAUACAGUUUAGAGCUGCUGGAUGCUUUGAAGUUUUUUUUUAUUUUUUGUUUUUUCUCUUUUAGAGCAAGAUCAUAAUAUAGUAACAGUGUGUACUUGGAAUAUUUAUUUUAAUUUUCUAGAAUUAUAUAUGUUUGUAAUAUUCAAGUAUAUAUAUAUACACACACACACAACACACAAAACAAGGCCAACCAGAGAAAGCCACAUAGAAGUAGAAGAGAGCAUCAGCCAACUUCUUCUGAGAGUGUUUUUCUGAGGUCCUUGUCUGCUUUACUCAAUGGAUUUAGUUGGAGCACUGAAGCUGUUUGGCUUUUUGGUUCUGUGGCUCUUCAACUUUCUCUCUUCUUCACAAGGGAAGGAGAAUAUCUAUGAAUUUAGAUACCCAUUUAUCAAACGUGCAAGCUCUUUCUCAUCAUCUUCAUCAUCAUUUUCAUCAAAAGGAAGUAACAAUGGCUUUGAUUACAUAAUAGUGGGAGGUGGCACAGCUGGAUGUCCCUUGGCUGCCACACUCUCAAAGAAUUACAGUGUUCUUGUGCUUGAAAGAGGAGGUGUUCCUUUCUCCAAUGCAAAUGUUUCGUUCUUGAAGAACUUCCACAUUACAUUGGCUGAUACCUCACCUACUUCUGCUUCCCAAGCUUUCAUUUCCACCGAUGGAGUACUUAAUGCUAGGGCUAGGGUUUUGGGUGGUGGUACUUGCAUCAAUGCUGGUUUCUAUACUAGAGCAAGCACAAGGUUCAUAAAGAGUGUGGGUUGGGACGCCAAGAUAGUAAAUGAGUCAUAUCCAUGGGUUGAAAAGCAAAUUGUUCACAGGCCAAAUCCUGCACCAUGGCAAACUGCUUUUAGAGACAGCCUUUUGGAUGUUGGGGUGUCACCUUUCAAUGGAUUCACCUAUGAUCACAUCUAUGGAACCAAGGUUGGUGGAACCAUUUUCGAUAGGUUUGGCCGGCGCCAUACUGCUGCUGAACUUCUAGCUUCUGGAAACCCUCAGAAGCUCACUGUGCUUCUCCAUGCCACCGUCCAAAAAGUGGUUUUUGACACAUCAAGGAAGAGACCAAAGGCAGUGGGAGUCAUAUUCAAAGACGAGAAUGGGAAUCUGCAUCAGGCAAUUCUUGCAGAUAAACCACGAAGUGAAGUAAUAUUGUCUUGUGGAGCUAUUGGGACUCCUCAAAUGCUAAUGCUUAGUGGCAUUGGACCAAAAGCUCAUCUCCGGAAGAUGAACAUUUCAGUGGUUCUGGAGAAUGAAUUUGUUGGGAAAGGCAUGGCCGAUAAUCCCAUGAAUACAAUCUUUGUUCCUAGCAAUAGACCAGUGGAGCAGACAUUGAUACAAACUGUUGGAAUAACCAAGAUGGGUGUCUACAUUGAAGGUAGCAGUGGAUUUGGACAGUCCAAGGAUAGUAUUCAAUGCCACCAUGGAAUCAUGUCAGCUGAGAUUGGGCAGCUCUCUACAAUUCCUCCAAAACAAAGAACACCAGAAGCCGUUCAAGCUUACAUCAGACGCAAACGAUAUUUGCCUCAUGAAGCAUUCAAAGGAGGCUUCAUUCUCGAAAAAAUUGCUAACCCAAUUUCAACAGGCCAUCUCAGCUUGAUCAACACCAACGUGGAUGACAACCCCGAGGUCACAUUCAACUACUUUGCUCAUCCGUAUGAUCUUCAACGCUGCGUUGAUGGGAUUCGCAUGGCCACCAAAGUAGUGCAGUCCCAACACUUCACCAACUACACACAGUGUGACAAACAAACAGUAGAGAAGUUGCUCAACAUGAGUGUGGAGGCAAAUGUUAACCUUAUACCCAAACAUACCAAUGACACCAAAUCACUAGAACAAUUUUGCAAAGACACUGUGAUCACAAUCUGGCACUACCAUGGAGGUUGUCAUGUAGGGAAGGUGGUUGACCAUGACUACAAGGUUCUUGGUGUGAAAAGGCUCAGAGUUGUUGAUGGCUCGACUUUCAAUGAAUCCCCGGGGACUAAUCCUCAAGCCACUGUCAUGAUGAUGGGAAGGUAUAUGGGAGUGAAGAUCUUGAGAGACAGAUUGGGAAGAGAAGCUGGUAUAUAAGGAAGAAGGUGGUAUGAUAGGCAUGCAGGAUAUAUAUAAUUAAGGAUUGGUAGUUGAUUUUGUGGAAACGUAAUUUAGUUUAAUUAUUAUAAUUCUUAGCAAGCAACUAUAUAUGUAAAAUUAUAGGCUUGCCACUGUGGAAAAAUAUGUUUUCCGUUUUGUUUUUAAUUAAUGUUACUAUAGUUUCCUUGA
Molecule: messenger RNA, 2247 nt
Organism: Ziziphus jujuba (common jujube)
Lineage: Eukaryota; Viridiplantae; Streptophyta; Magnoliopsida; Rosales; Rhamnaceae
Product: protein HOTHEAD
Exons: 6
Coding region: 280-2055 (591 amino acids)
Molecular function (GO): oxidoreductase activity, acting on CH-OH group of donors; flavin adenine dinucleotide binding
Source: RefSeq, a predicted model, not a curated record